Messenger RNA from Anopheles merus, 4089 nucleotides. It is a transcript of the gene Oatp26F, whose product is annotated as solute carrier organic anion transporter family member 4A1. Lineage: Eukaryota; Metazoa; Arthropoda; Insecta; Diptera; Culicidae. The coding region runs from base 1136 to 3487 and encodes 783 amino acids. Gene Ontology annotation, biological process: transmembrane transport; sodium-independent organic anion transport. Gene Ontology annotation, cellular component: membrane. The record is from RefSeq and is a predicted model, not a curated record. The transcript is spliced from 7 exons. Gene Ontology annotation, molecular function: protein binding.
CCGAUUAGUUUCCGUUCAACCUUCAUCUCGACCGGUACGCCGAGACCGUGGUCGGGUCGUGUACGCGUGUGUUUCGGGUUUUUGGUGGACAACGAAGUCGUCGUCUUCCCGGUUGCCUAGCAUCGGCCACGGACCGCGUGUGCUGGCGUUGCUGUGACGAUUGCGCACCACAAACCAAACAAGUGACUUGUAUGCUCCGCCAAGGCAAUGCCAAACGCGUCGGUUCGUCAGUUCGCGCUGGAACGUCCUGGCUGACGGAGCAUAGGAACGGACCGUCUAUCGGAUAGAGUGUGUGUGGAAGUGGUUGUGUGUAUGUUGGGUUUAUUGGAGGAUCAUCGUGAGGAUCCUUGGUGGUCGGAAUUGAUUGCUGAAGUGUGUAAUGUGGAGUGGCGCCAUACGGCCAACGACAAAGUGCAACUUAUUCAGCGCAACCCCAAUCAUUGGAGAAGUGCGAUAAGAAGGGUUUAAAGCAAAUAUUUUCAUUUCCCUGCUAAGGUGACACGAAACGUCGCCGCAGGUUGCUAAGUUUUCCGUAAGCUGUCUAUUGAUACCGGAAACUGAGCACAGCCAACUGUGUGGACCACGUUGCUAGGGAGCUAGUUCUCUUACUCCCUUGUGGUGUGCAUGGCUUUCGGUGUCCAAGGUUUGGUCAGUCAAUGUUCGAAAUAGUGUAGGGAUUUUGCAUAAUUUUCCACAAACAAUCCGGGACGCAACGGAGGCCCUCAAAAACAAUCCGCGUCCGGUGUGCGAAGUGUGAUAAGACCCAUCUCCCCAAUAACCUGAGUUACCUCGUCUGUUUGAGGUAGUUUUAGAUGCGCCUUUUCAAGUUUAAAGUUGGUGAAAGUGAUAAAACACACAUUUGCACGGUGUCCACUGGUUGUAAUUGACCUUGGCCGUGAGUUGAGGAUUAAACAGUUGAUUAAAACGGUUCCGUCCUUUCCAUCAAUCACCACCAGGAAAGGAUAAACAGUGUUAAUUAAAAAGCAAGUAAGGUUUUCGAGCGUUCCAGAAAAAAGAGUGGUUUGUCCAUUUCGUAAUACUCCGUCCAGUCCGUACGCUUGGUGUGCUGUGAUACGUACGUAGUUUCGGAGUUGCGGAGCGCUCUCUCUCUCUCCCUUCACCUCAUUUCAUCAACAUGUCCACCACGUCCAGCUGGGACGGCAGUGUGAAGAUGAGCAGCAACAACGCGCCAAACUCGGCCGCCACCACGCCGUCAACCGGCGGCACCACCGUACAGACCGAGUCGACCAAAUGCGGCGGCAGUUAUGGUGCGCCGUCCUCGCCGAUCGCCCUGGAGGAAGGCGGCUGUCCGCCGAUCAAGGUCGCGGCGGGCGACGAGGAGCCGGCAUUGCAAAGGCCCGCGACGCCGCCACCCCGCGCCUACCAUUGCGGGUGGUUUGCGCUGCGCCCCAAGUGGAUGGAGCGGUUCAUGACGCCCAAGUGGGCCCUGUUUUGGCUGUGCUGGGCCGGUGCCGUGCAAGGAUUGGUAGUCAAUGGUUUCAUAAACGUUGUCAUCACAACGAUCGAGCGGCGGUUCGGCUUACGCUCGACCCAAACUGGCCUGGUGGCCAGUGGCUACGACAUUGCGUCCUUCCUGUGCCUCGUGCCAGUAUCGUACUUUGGUGGCCGGCUUGGUGCCUCGAAACCGCGCUGGAUCGGAUGGGGCGUAGCGGUGAUGGGACUCGGUGCGUUCGUCUUCGCUUUGCCACACUUUCUCGUGGGCCAGUAUCGGGCGACGAAUUCGGAUCAGAACGUGUGCACGCUGGCAACCGCACUAGUGACCAACGGUACGGGCGCAUCUGUGGAGGCACUAACGGAGCUGAUCGGUUGCAACCAUGACACAGUAUCGCCGCUGGCAAAUGGUGGACAAGGCCCGACUUCGGACAGUGAAAACUUGUCGUGGAACGUGUGGUUCUUCUUUACCGCCCAGCUGCUGCUCGGUGCGGGUGCAUCGCCACUCUACACCCUCGGCGUUACCUACAUCGACGAGAACGUCUCGAAGAAGAUGUCUUCCGUGUAUUUGGGCAUUUACUACACGAUGGCGGUGGUUGGACCGGCUGCCGGCUAUGUCAUCGGUGGCCAGCUGCUGCUCUUCUACACCGAUAUGUUCGUCGUCGAUGCUACCACGCUCGGUCUAACGCCCCACAGCAAGGUAUGGGUGGGGGCCUGGUGGAUUGGGUUCGUUUUCAUGGCAGCGUUCUGUUUGCUGCUGGCCGUCCCGAUCCUAGCCUACCCGCCCGCCCUGCCCGGCUCGGAGAAGCUGCAGAAAGUGUCGGAAGCGCAUCGGGGCGGUGACGACGGGGACGGUGAGCGGAGCCAGGAAACGUUCACCAAGAUCAAGCAGAUUCCGCGGGCGCUGCUCGCGUUGCUACGCAAUCCGACGUUUUUCUUCCUGAAUCUGGCCGGGGCAUCGGAGGGGCUGGUCAUAUCCGGGUUUGCCGUGUUCCUGCCGAAGCUGAUCGAGAACCAGUUCAGCGUGACGGCGGUCUGGUCCGCGCUGCUGAUGGGCAUCAUUACCGUGCCCGCUGGCGGUGGUGGAACGUUCCUGGGCGGCUAUCUGGUGAAAAAGCUACACCUCUCCUGCUCGGGCAUCAUCAAAUUCUGUCUCUUUGCGACGAUUUUCGCCGCCCUGUUUACCGUGUGCUUUUUCCUCUCCUGUCCAAACCUCACGUUUGCCGGCGUUACCGCUCCCUACUUUCCGCACGAAAACCUCGACACCCCGUACGCCCGCUCGACGGAACCACGCGAUCUCUACUAUCUGCCGAAAAAUCUAGACAACGCGUGCAACGACCGCUGUGCCUGCAGCCGACGGAACUACGAACCGAUCUGUGGAGCGGACGGCAUCAUGUACUACUCCCCGUGCCAUGCCGGUUGCAGCGAGGAGAUCAAUCUCGAGAACGCCAAAGUGUACCGGGACUGCACGUGCAUCAACGCGACGUUCCACGGCGAGCAGAGUGCGCUGUACGGUGGCGGCAGCUACGAUGCCGUCAACACGAUGUGCCAGUCGCAGUGCGACCAUCUGUGGAUCUUUGUGAUGCUUUGCUUUUUGGUGAUGUUUUUCACCUUCCUGGCGACGAUGCCGGCCCUGUCGGCGACGCUCCGGUGCGUGCACGACGAUCAGCGCUCGUUCGCGCUGGGGAUACAGUGGAUUAAGGUGCGCGUGCUUGGUACCAUCCCUGCGCCGAUGAUCUUUGGCCGGCUGAUCGACGAAACUUGCAUCUUGUGGCAGGAGUCGAGCUGUGAUGAUCACGGCGCGUGUUUGGUUUACGAUAACGCGUUCAUGAGCAAAUACAUGCUACUGCUGGCACUGAUCGGUAAGGCGUGCUCGAUACUGUUCUUCUUUGGCGCCUGGUUCUACUACAUCCCGCCCAAAACGAUCACCAACGGCGAUACGGUGACGCAUCAAAAGCAGACGGACAACACGAGUAGCCAACAGAAGGUGCCACCGAACGGGCAUAUUAAUCCUGCCAGGGUGGAAAAGUAUUGAGCGCGUAAUCAAACGAUGGCCGACCAGAUCUGCUCAAACUUGCAGCUUUUUUGUGCAACACCAUUGCUCUAAAGUCAUACAACAAACAGUACUCUUAAGUGUCAUAAUUGUACGUUUUCCCGCGCAUUCCCAUUAAUUGAUAUUUAAGGCAAAUGGUUCUCACAUUCACACACAAGAUAUCAUGUAAAAUUAACAUUAUUAAUCAUAUAGCGUAGAUCGGCGCUUCGUGCAGCGGUUUAAAGUAAGUUCCAGUCAGUUAGAAAAGGUGUAGCAGUUUAGUAGUCGGCUCGGUGGAAUCGAUUCCAGAAUCGUUGAUGUUGUUUCACAGUCGUAGCGUAGUAGCUUUUCUUUUUGUUGUGUUCUCUUUCUCUGUAUCGUCUAAUGAUUCUCAGGAUUGUGACUGAAGCUGUAUUAAGAGCCGUUUCCGCUCAGUUUUUUUUAAUUAAGCAUUUUGUCUUCGAUAUGUCAUAACCCCUGCACUGAUAAUGACCAGUUUUAUAGGAAUAAUGGAUAUGUAUGUACUGCCAAAAAAAUCAAACGUGUAGACUCUAUAUAGUGUGUAAGAGGUCAUUUGAAUAAACUGGAACCCUUGAACUAGGAAA